Messenger RNA from Microplitis demolitor, 3367 nucleotides. It is a transcript of the gene Nrk, whose product is annotated as tyrosine-protein kinase transmembrane receptor Ror2. Gene Ontology annotation, cellular component: signaling receptor complex. Gene Ontology annotation, biological process: protein phosphorylation; multicellular organism development; positive regulation of kinase activity. The record is from RefSeq and is a predicted model, not a curated record. The transcript is spliced from 5 exons. The coding region runs from base 998 to 3028 and encodes 676 amino acids. Gene Ontology annotation, molecular function: ATP binding; protein binding; transmembrane receptor protein tyrosine kinase activity. NCBI's taxonomy places the organism in Eukaryota, Metazoa, Arthropoda, Insecta, Hymenoptera, Braconidae.
UCAUUUUGGUAAUUAUAUAGAAGAGGGGCUCUCCAAAUUUUCUAAAGUUUCAAGUGCUUACACCUUAAAUAACUCUAAUUAAAUUUUAUCCACGUAUCUGCUACACGGCGGAUUAAAUUUUCUAUAUGUGUUUUUGUCUUUAACACUAGAUACCUAUCCGGACCUUGUAACUAAAAUGGGCAAAAUUGAUAAAGUUUACAUAUUCUUUGAAUUUUUGUGAUUGACUUAAGAGUUAAUGCAUAGAAUGAUAAGAGAAUUGUCAUUGAGUGCAGUAUGGCACGGAAUUGAAAAAUAAUGAACUUAGAAGCUAAAUCAAGUAUAAUUUAUACCUUUGGUAUACACAUAACUUACUGUGGCUUACAAAACGCCUAAUAAAGCACAGGUAUCUUUAAUCCGCCGACAAACGCUAAAGAAUGAAACUUGAUUCAUAGCGAUUUGUCUAUUUUUGGAUUUUUGCUUGAUAUAAAUAGUGGAAACUCUGAUUCUUGACAAUUAUCAUCAUUUUGUAUCCCCCCGAAACGGGCGGGAUUUAUUAGUACAAUAUAAAAAUUUAAUUUUAAUUGUUUAAAGCAAUUAUAAUUAUAUUUUUAUAACUCUUGUUGAGAUUUCAGAAUGAGAAGUUACUUUAGUUUUUGAACGUCGGCGCUGUCAUAAUGUAUGUCACUAAUCCCUAUACUAGCUUUAUGUGUAAAGUCCUCCUAGGGGGUAAGUCGCCUUCGGUUGUUGUCCCCAUCCUUAGAAAAUGAGUCUAAUCUCACUCCGUUACUAUACAUUACAUUAAACACCGAAAAUUUCCGACGUUUCCCGAUGGCGACUUACUCUCUAGGCUUUUUGGGGAGAUUUUAAGAUACUGUUUUAGUAUUUCGAGAAUUCUAACCAAUAAAAUAUCAGUAAUUGUUAAGAGUGUAAACAAUUAUUAGAGUAGUUUAAAACCGGAUAAUACUAAUAAUAUUAAGCAAUAAAUAAAAAUGUGUAUAAUAUAAAUAAAUAUACAAAUAUGAUUUGGUUAAUGUAUUUGAUUAUUGUUAAUUUUUUUUAUUUUAAAUGUUUUGCAACAACACAAUCCCAAGGAUAUUGUGCUAUGUAUACUGGUAAAAUAUGUAAAAAAUAUUUAACUGGAAUAGGUAAAGUUUGGUUUAAUGACACUACUGAUAAUCCUGGUGGCUGGUUGAAUGAAAAAAUAACAACCGAUUUAUGGGAAGAAUUGAUCUCAACUUUAAAAGAACCAUGUCGUUCGGCUGCUGAGAAAAUGCUGUGUAUGUAUGCAUUCCCACUCUGUCAUAAUUCAGAACGUUUACCUCUUUGUUAUGAAGACUGUAUGGCAAUACGUCAUGAGUUUUGUUUCAAUGAUUGGGCUCUAAUUGAAGACAAUAAACAACGAGGAAUUUAUAUACGUUCUCGUGGGCAUUUUCGUUUACCAGAUUGUGAAAUUUUGCCAAAAUUAGACGAAACAUCAAUUGUCUGCUCUCAUAUACAUCUUACUGAUGUUAAUCAAGAUUUGGUUACCUACGAUUGUGUGAUAGAAAAUGGACGUUAUUAUAUGGGUAAAAUGAAUAAAACUAAAAAUGGUCUUGAUUGUCAGUCAUGGAAUGUACAAGAGCCUCAUAGUCACAAUAAGCCACCAAAUGUAUUUCCUCAAAUUCGUCAUGGUGAAAAUUAUUGUCGUAAUGCUGGUGGUGAUGAACGUAUGCCAUGGUGUUUUACUAUGGAUCCAUCAGUUCGUUGGCAACACUGUGAUAUACCUAUUUGUGGUAAUAUAUUUUUUUUUUUUUUUAAUUUAUCUAUUUACUUAAUUAUUCAUAUUUUUUUUUUUUUUAAAGACAAUUCAACAGAUUUUGUAUGGGAAACAGAACGUAAAAACAUAACUAUGGAAACAGUAUUUACUCCGACAUUUACAAUGGUACUAUCAGCUUUAGGAUUUAUUGUAAUAGUUGGUUCAUUAUUGGCAAUAUUUUUAAGUCAAAAAUUAAAAAAACAUCCCAUUGGUUACAAUCCACCAGAAAUGAGGGAUGUCAACAUUGAUUUAGAUAAAUUACCAAGUAACGAUGCUUAUCAUAAAACCGGUGCUCAACUUAAUCCAAAACUGGAAAAGCUUGAAUUCCCACGGAACAAUAUCAUUUAUGUUCGGGAUCUAGGACAGGGAGCAUUUGGCCGAGUAUUCCAAGCUAAAGCACCUGGGUUGAUUCCCAAUGAAGAAUUUACCAAUGUUGCGGUUAAAAUGUUAAAAGAAGAAGCUUCUGAUGAUCUUUUAGUAGAUUUUGAACGUGAAGCUUGUUUAUUAGCAGAAUUUGAUCAUCCAAAUAUCGUUAAAUUGUUGGGUGUUUGUGCUUUAGGACGACCAAUGUGUUUGCUUUUCGAAUAUAUGGGACGUGGCGAUUUAAAUGAAUUUUUACGUUCAUGUUCACCAGAUUCGUCUGCUGCAAUAAUUAAUUCAAAUAUUAAUUUAAAUAAUCAAAAUAAUAUUUCAACAAAUUUGAAACUUUCUCAUAUGGAUUUAAUAAAUAUUGCACGACAAGUAGCUAAAGGAAUGGUUUAUUUAUCAGACCGUAAAUUUGUUCAUCGUGAUCUUGCAACUCGUAAUUGUUUAAUAAAUAAUGAAAUGAUUGUAAAGAUUGCAGACUUUGGUUUAUCACAAAAAAUUUAUCUACAAGAUUAUUACAAAGGUGAUGAUUCAGAUGCUAUACCUGUUAGAUGGAUGCCUCUGGAAAGUAUUUUGUAUAAUAAAUAUACUAUUGAAUCAGAUGUAUGGGCUUUUGCAGUAUGUCUAUGGGAAAUAUUUAGUUUUGCACUGCAACCAUACUAUGGAAUGACACACGAGGAAGUUGUUAAAUAUAUUAAAGAAGGAAAUGUUUUGGGGUGUCCUGACAAUACACCACAUGAUGUUUAUGAAUUGAUGAAAGCCUGUUGGAAUAGAAAACCCACUGAUAGACCGGCUUUCAGAAAAAUUCAUGAAAAAUUGGAAUUAAUUAAAGCAAGAUUGGAGAAAGACAAUAAAGAGGAGAGUAUUGCGUUACAUAUUAGGGUUUGAUUUUUAUAAUUUUUAAAAUUUAUUUAACACUUUAUUAUAAAAUAAAUUCUUUUAUUUUUAAUGUCUGUUGUAUAUAAUUGUUUAUAAGCUAAGAGACUGAUUUUAUUUACUGCCUGUGUGCCAAUAAAUAAUUACUAUUAUUGACUGUACUUUAAAUGACACUAUUGAUAUUAUUAAUUAUGACUACUUUUAUAUUUAUCAUUUUAACAUCACAAAUAAUACAUUUUAUAUACACAACAUGUACUCGAUGUAAAAUAUAAUGAUCGAAUGAAUGGUUGUCUUUUAUACGAUAAUAAUAGUAAUAAUAAUUGUAACAAAUUCGUGUUUUGAUAAAAAAAA